UUGACCUUGUUUUAGCGCGUGUGUGUGUGGUGAGAUGGACGACGAAGUGAUACGGAAGAGGUUGUGCGUGGAGGGGGAAGGAGGGAGCGACGAUAGACGCGUGCUGUCUCUGCUGAAGACAUUCGUCCGCUGGGCAGUAGACUCCGCACUGUCCCUUGAGGAGAGAGACGCCACCUACCAGAAGAUGCUGUUUACCCUCAGUCAGUGUGAAUUCUCCUUCACCAAGACUCAGCUGGUGAUGGACAUGAACAGGAGGGAGAUGGAGAGAUAUGAGGAGGUGUACAGUGAAAUAGGGCAGGAAAUCAAGAGGUCUCAGCAGCUGAUUGUGCAGUACAAGGAAGAGCUGAAGAAGUCUCGUGUAAUUCGUAAACACAGACAAGAGUACGACGCAAUGGCAAAGGUGAUCCAGCAGCACCCACCGCGGGCCCAGACAGAGCAAAGGAUCUCGGAGCUGGAGGUGCGUCUAGAGGAGCUCCUGUCAGCCCGCAGCAGUCUGCAGGAGAAGCUGGAGCUGAGGAAGAGGCAAUUCCAUGUUCUCCUCACCUCCAUCCACCACCUGCAGAGCCUGCUGGCCUCCGAGGACACCCCCGAUAGAGAGGGGGAGGAGCCUGUCACCAUGGACACCUCAUAGCUUUCUUCAAAUGUGUACAUGUACUGUUGUUUCUGUGCUGCUAACCCUAUCUCCUUAUUGGUUUUUCAAGAUUCAUCUACUUACGAUGUUUGUGCUUGCUGUGAAUUCGCGCAUGCGCCCACAACGGAGCAGGCCACACCCACCAAAGGGGAUUCCCAGCGGAGAGCUAGGGUGGAGUUUCUGUAAAAUACAGACCUGCAAAGCUUUCGGCGAUGUCGGGGGACCGCGUGUUCGCCACCGUCAAGUCCGACGAGGUGUUCGUGUUCCGGCACAACUUCAGCGCGAACAAGUGGGAAAACUUCUUCACCAACAGGGCAGAUGGCUCGGCUACCGUCACCUUCAGGAAGAGAGGCUACAACUUCUUCGUCCGUAUCGUCGGUGAUGGCGGACUGAGGGAGGAGCACCAGUUGUCUACAACUGCCAACGUGAAGGAUUCUGGUAAGGGCUUCAUUCAGGUCCCUCUGCCGGAGAAGAAACAACUCAUCGGAAUAAAGUUCAAGAGGGCGGAGAUGGCGGACAUAUUCCUGGGGAAGAUCCGAGCGGAGAUGAAUGUGACAGGUCUGGUGACCUUGCAGGCUGUGGUACUUGAUGAGAAGCCGUCCAGUGGCAUCCCCAAUCCGGACAAACUGCCCCCUGCUAUUGGGUAUGGUGUUGGACCGUCGACACUACAGCCAGCUCCCUCACAAACACAAGCCCCACCCCCUCCCCAGGAUCGCGUAGUCGAGGCAACAGACAAUCCUCCGGGCCCAGCCGACUACCAACCACCGCACGGAGCACCUGCAGGCCUGCAGCCAGUUCACUACCUCCAGCAACACUCACCUCACCCAACUGUUAACAACACCACACCCCCGCAACAGAAUUCUGUACAACCCACUAACAAUCCGGGAGUUAGGCCGUUUAAUCCUGGGCAGCUGCCUUUCAAUCCGGGACACCCACCUAACAAUCCAGGACUGCAGCCGUAUAAUCCGGGACAGCCAGUAAAUCCGGGACCCUCAGUCUCCAAACCUCCAUACAACCCUGGUCCUGCUAUAGAGAGGGGACCCCAGGUACUGCCUACUGUGGAGAGACAGACUCCUGUCAAGACUAGCAGAGCAAUGGUUGAGGCUGCUGCCCCGCUCCUGUUACCAAAGAAACCGCCUGCUAAACCCCCAGAGCCCGAAAUACCGUCGUUUGUUAAUGAAGAGCCAUCUGAUCACGCAACGUUCCUGGCCAAUGCACUCAAUGCGGGGAACUUUGAAGCGGCCCACAGAAUGAUCCACAUGCUGCAGAAGAUGGUGGCAGAGGCCCAGAAACCGCAGAAGAAACUCUCCAUUUCUUAUUCCAACACCUCCAACGGUCCCUCAAUGGAGGACGUGGAUGUCAAACUCCAUCUGUUCAUAGAGUUCCAGAGUCAGCACAAAAGUAAACUGGAGUUCUAUCUCGACUUCAAGUCAAGUCUCAGGAUCUCUGACAUACAGCAACAUCUGGAGCUAAGUCACCACAUCCCAAAGGCCACUCAGAACUGGAUCAUUGGCGAUAACUUGGUGAAGGGAGAUCUCCUGAACCACACUCUCAGAGACUUUGGCAUCGACGGAGAUGGCUCGGCCACCACCGCCACUGAUGUGUAUAUCUACGUGAUGCACUCCAAGAAGGCCCAUGUUCCAAAGGAGGAGUACGAAGCCAUACGCCAGUGUCAACAGGAGGAAUACGACAGGAAGAAACAGGGGCUCAAACAGCCGUGGGAACAACCUCUCGUUCUGCCGACUGCUGCCCCGCCCACUGUUCCUCCGAGGUCACACCCCGCACCCCAUCACCAAGCGGAGUACCCCACCCAGCAUCCCCCACCCCAGGUGAGGCGAAUGGACAGAGAUGGAGGAGGGUUCAAUAUGGGAGGUCAGAUGGUGCAGGCAGUCGCCCUUGACUACCACAUUCCUCAGCCACGAGAAGCCCCACCCACUGUACAUCGAGCCUGGGGACUUCCACCUGAAGAAGAUACAUAUGCCAGAGUUAACCACAACAUUCCUAGACCAGGCAUGGCUCCACCCCCUCAACGGGUUCAGUCCGACUUUGACCCCACCUACGAAAAGCUACAGAACUACCAGCUACACCCUGCCGAGAGUAGGCCACACCCACAUCACGCAGCACCCCCUAAUAUCGGCUACGGAAUACCUCAAUUUGGAGGAGGCGGGUAUAUGCCUGGACCUCAACCUCUCCACCAGCAGCAUAUGGCACUAGGCUACCCUCCAGAAGCUAGAGGACCCCCUCAAACUAAAAGACCCCCAGAAUCAAGGGGACCCCCUGAAACUAGGGGACCCCCUCAAAGUAAAAGACCCCCAGAAUCAAGGGGACCCCCUGAACUUAGGGGACCUCCUGAAACUAGGGGACCCCCUACCCAAUAUCAGGCCCCUGAGCUGGAGCCUGUGAUGCCACGCCCACCCCCACCAGCGGUGAGGCAGGUCGGCUGGUCCUGUCCGAAGUGUACCUUCAUCAACAAACCUCGUCGUCCCGGCUGCGAAAUCUGCUCUGCAGACCGACCACUCGACUACCAGGUGAUGAUGUCAUUGACACUGUUCCAAAUGUAUGGGUCUGAAUUGACCAUUACAUCAUAAAUGCAGAUCCCUGAAGACAUUCCAAUGGAUGCAGACGAGGCAAGGAUUGUGGCGGGACUGCAGGGGAGCGAGGACUUGUUCCAGCAGAUGCUGGCUACACAAGAGAGAGGUCUGGAGGGGACCAGAUGAGGGGCAGCGACAUUCACACAUCCCCUGCCCCCCUCUUGUGGAUAGUACUGGUUGACUUUCCUUUCAGCUAGUCCAGUCGCUGUGUCCGUAUUGUGUACAAUGUCAAAUAAUGAUGUCAUCAUUACAAUGUUGAUAAGAGCGGAGACACGGGGAGGUAGUAAUGAGUGGGUGUGGUUCUCUCCCUAGUUCGAAGAGGCAGAGAAGCAGAAACAAGAGAGGGAGAGGGCAGAGAAUUUCCAGGCCCUGCUGCAAGCAGAAGAAGAAGCUCUCAUUACAAAUGAAGAGGAAUUUGACUGCCCAAUUUGCUUCGACACAGUGGAGCCAGGGGAGGGAGUUACACUCAGGAACUGUCUCCACCGGUUCUGCAAGUUGUGUUUGAAGCAGAGUAUAAUGCAGAGUCCAGAUGCAGAGGUGAAAUGUCCAUACAAAGACAACGAUUAUGAGUGCAACGCUCCGCUGCCUGAGAGAGAAAUCAAACAGCUGGUGACGAAGGAGGAGCUACAGGAUCUGUACAAGAGAGGGCUGCGGGAGGCCGAGAGUGCAGCUGCCAACAGCUACCACUGUAAGACCACCGACUGCGAGGGGUUCUGCUUUUAUGAGGACGAAGUCAACCAUUUCCAUGCCAAAUCUGUAGGAAGGUGAACUGCCUGACGUGUAAGGCCAUUCAUGAAGGACAGAACUGCCAGGAAUACCAGGACGACCUCAAGAGAAGAGCUGCCAAUGACGUGGCUGCCAAGGCCACUCAAGAAAUGUUGGAAAAAAUGGUGGAGGCUGGCGACGCAAUGCACUGCCCGUCCUGUCAGAUUGUGGUUCAGAAGAAAGACGGCUGCGACUGGGUUCGCUGCAGUGUGUGUAAGACUGAGAUCUGCUGGGCCACCAAACAGGCUCGCUGGGGCCCCAAUGGUAAAGGUGACAAGUCAGGAGGCUGUCAUUGCAGGGAGGACGGGAAGAAGUGUCAUCCACUCUGUCGAAACUGCCACUGAUUAUAUGAAAAUAGCUCCCCAUAUUAUUUUGUUGACUCUAGCCUUUGUGUGUGUGGUUUUCACUUUACUUUGUAUACUACCCAUGUUUGUGUCCUGUUUUGGUUUCCCCUAAAUUUGUAAGAGUGAAAUACAACCUAAACAGCUGUGCUAUCUUCAACAUAGACACACAUGUAAAUGUCUUGCGUGAAUCUGCGAACCAGUUCUGGAACAUUCUUCUCUUUCUUUUGCGACAUAGUUUUCUUUAGUUUGUCACCGUACACCCAUUCCUCUAGGUCUGCGGUACAGUCCUCACAC
Geodia barretti is the source of this 4625-nucleotide messenger RNA. The record is from the annotation of a GenBank genome assembly. NCBI's taxonomy places the organism in Eukaryota, Metazoa, Porifera, Demospongiae, Tetractinellida, Geodiidae.